Molecule: messenger RNA, 6081 nt
Organism: Cariama cristata (Red-legged seriema)
Lineage: Eukaryota; Metazoa; Chordata; Aves; Cariamiformes; Cariamidae
Gene: USP34
Product: ubiquitin specific peptidase 34
Exons: 48
Biological process (GO): protein deubiquitination
Cellular component (GO): nucleus; cytosol
Molecular function (GO): cysteine-type endopeptidase activity; cysteine-type deubiquitinase activity
Source: RefSeq, a predicted model, not a curated record
GAUAUUUCUGCUCAAGAAAGCAAUAUAUUAGGGGCGUUCUGUGAUAUGAAUGAUGUAGAAGUACCAUUGCACUUGCUUCGUUAUGUUUGUCUGUUUUGUGGAAAAAAUGGCCUUUCCCUCAUGAAGGAUUGUUUUGAAUAUGGAACCCCUGAGACACUGCCGUUUCUUAUAGCACAUGCAUUUAUCACAGUGGUAUCUAAUAUCAGAAUAUGGCUACACAUCCCUGCUGUCAUGCAGCACAUUAUACCCUUUAGGACUUAUGUUAUCAGGUAUUUAUGUAAACUGUCAGACCAGGAGUUGCGACAGAGUGCAGCCCGGAACAUGGCAGAUUUAAUGUGGAGCACAGUUAAAGAACCAUUGGAUACAGCCUUGUGUUUUGAUAAAGAAAGUCUUGAUCUUGCAUUUAAAUACUUUAUGUCUCCAACUCUAACAAUGAGAUUGGCUGGGCUGAGUCAAAUAACAAACCAACUUCAUACCUUCAAUGAUGUGUGUAAUAAUGAAUCAUUAGUUUCAGACACAGAAACGUCAAUUGCAAAAGAACUUGCAGACUGGCUUAUCAGCAACAAUGUAGUUGAGCACAUUUUUGGACCAAAUUUACAUAUUGAGAUCAUCAAACAGUGCCAAGUGAUUCUGAAUUUUCUUGCAGCUGAAGGGAGACUUAGUACUCAACAUAUAGACUGUAUUUGGGCUGCAGCACAGCUAAAGCAUUGCAGUCGUUACAUACAUGACUUGUUUCCUUCUUUGAUCAAAAACUUGGACCCUGUCCCACUUAGACAUCUUCUUAACCUAGUCUCAACUCUUCAUCCAAGUGCUCACACCGAACAGACCUUGUAUUUGGCAUCAAUGCUUAUAAAAGCACUGUGGAAUAAUGCACUAGCAGCUAAGGCUCAGCUGUCAAAACAAAGCUCUUUUGCAUCUUUACUGAGUACCAACCUACCCAUGGGAAACAAAAAAGAAGAGGAGCUCAGAAGAGCAGCCCCUUCACCUUGGUCACCAGCAGCAAGCCCUCAAAGUAGUGACAACAGUGACACCCAUCAGAGUGGAGGCAGUGAUAUUGAAAUGGAGGAACAACUUAUUAACAGAACAAAACAUGUACAGCAGCGACUUUCAGAUACAGAGGAAUCCAUGCAAGGAAGCUCUGAUGAGACAGCCAACAGUGGUGAGGAUGGCAGUAGUGGUCCUGGUAGUAGCAGUGGCCACAGUGAUGGAUCCAGUAAUGAGGCCAACUCCAGUCACGCAAGCCAGUCUGCUGGAAGCCCUGGCAGCGAGGUGCAGUCUGAAGACAUUGCAGAUAUUGAAGCUCUCAAAGAGGAGGAGGAUGAAGAGGAAGAAGAGAGGAAUCAUAAUCCCCAGAAAAGCAGUAGAAGCACAGACUUACGAACGAGGAAACUGGAAUCACAAACGGGCAUUUGUCUGGGAGAUUCACAAGGGGCAUCUGAGAGGAGUGGUGCGAAUAAUGGGGCAGGAAAGGACCAUGUUUUUAACACUGACUCUGUGACACCAGUGGAUAAUCGAAUUAGAAUGCUAGAUGCUUGUCCUCAUGCUGAGGAUGCAGAGCAUGAUAUGACAGGGGAAAUGAGCACUGCUCACAUUUCACAAGGGUCUCAAGAUUCUUGUAUAACUCACACAGGGGACUUCCUUGGGGAAACUAUCGGAAAUGAAUUAUUUAACUGUCGACAAUUCAUUGGACCGCAGCAUCACCACCACCACCACCACCAUCACCAUCACCAUGACGGGCAUAUGGUUGAUGAUAUGCUAAGUGCAGAUGAUGUCAGUUGCAGUAGUUCCCAAGUCAGUGCAAAAUCAGAGAAAAAUAUGGCUGAUUUUGAUGGGGAGGAGUCUGGCUGUGAGGAAGAGCUUGUACAGAUUAAUUCACAUGCUGAGCUAACAUCUCAUCUUCAGCAGCACCUUCCUAACCUUGCCUCUAUCUAUCAUGAACAUCUUAGUCAAGGACCAGCAGUUCAUAAACAUCAAUAUAAUAGCAAUGCAGUGACGGACAUUAAUUUGGAUAAUGUUUGUAAGAAAGGAAAUACCCUUUUGUGGGAUCUGGUCCAGGAUGAAGAUGCAAUUCAUCUCUCUGAAGGGUUAAUAAAUGAAGCAGAGAAGCUGCUCUGUUCUUUAGUAUGCUGGUUCACUGACAGACAGAUUCGAAUGAGAUUUAUUGAAGGCUGCUUAGAAAAUUUAGCAAACAACAGAUCAGUAGUAGUAUCACUUCGUCUUCUUCCAAAGCUGUUUGGUACUUUUCAGCAAUUUGGGAGCAGUUAUGAUACCCAUUGGAUAACAAUGUGGGCAGAAAAGGAACUUAAUAUGAUGAAACUUUUCUUUGAUAAUUUGGUACACUACAUUCAGGCAGUCAGGGAAGGACGACAUAAACACGCGCUAUACAGCCACAGUGCAGAAGUUCAGGUUCGUCUUCAAUUCCUGACAUGUGUUUUUUCAACUCUAGGAUCACCAGAUCAUUUCAGGUUGAGUUUAGAACAAGUGGACAUACUGUGGCACUGCUUAGUAGAAGAUUCUGAAUGUUACGAUGAUGCACUACACUGGUUCUUAAAUCAAGUACGAAGUAAAGAUCAGCAUGCUAUGGGUAUGGAGACUUACAAGCAUCUUUUUUUGGAAAAGAUGCCACAACUAAAACCUGAAACUAUUAGUAUGACUGGCCUAAACCUCUUCCAGCAUUUGUGUAAUUUGGCUCGAUUGGCUACUAGUGCAUAUGAUGGUGGCUCAAACUCGGAGUUGUGUGGCAUGGACCAAUUCUGGGGUAUUGCUUUAAGAGCACAGUCUGGUGACGUCAGUCGAGCAGCUAUCCAGUAUAUCAACUCUUAUUAUAUCAAUGGUAAAACUGGUCUGGAAAAAGAACAGGAAUUUAUUAGCAAGUGUAUGGAGAGUCUGAUGAUAGCUUCUAGUAACCUUGAGCAAGACUCUCAUUCAAGUCUGACGAUUAUUGAAAGAGGACUCUUAAUGCUGAAGACACACCUGGAGGCCUUUAGGAGAAGGUUUGCAUAUCAUCUGAGACAGUGGCAGAUUGAAGGCACUGGUAUCAGCAGUCACUUGAAAGCCCUGAGUGACAAACAGUCACUACCACUAAGAAUUGUAUGUCAGCCAGCUGGACUUCCAGACAAGAUGACUAUAGAAAUGUAUCCUAGUGAUCAGGUGGCUGAUCUACGGGCGGAAGUCACCCAUUGGUAUGAAAAUUUGCAGAAGGAGCAGAUAAAUCAACAAGCACAGCUUCAGGAGUUUGGCCAAAGCAGCCGCAAAGGGGAUUUCCCUGGUGGCCUCAUGGGACCUGUGAGAAUGAUUUCAUCUGGGCAUGAACUGACAACUGAUUAUGAUGAAAAAACGCUUCAUGAAUUGGGUUUUAAGGAUAUGCAGAUGGUGUUUGUAUCCCUGGGCGCACCAAGGAGAGAACGUAAAGGUGAAGGUGUUCAGCUUCCGGCAUCCUGCCUACCUCCUCCUCAGAAGGACAACAUUCCGAUGCUUUUACUCCUGCAAGAACCUCAUCUUACCACCCUUUUUGAUUUGUUAGAGAUGCUUGCCUCUUUUAAGCCUCCUUCUGGAGAAGUGGCUAUGGAAGAUAGUGAGAGUGCAAGGUGUGAAGAACUCCAUCUCCAUGCAGAAAACUUAUCCAGACGUGUCUGGGAACUGUUAAUGCUUCUGCCAACGUGCCCUAAUAUGUUGCAGGCAUUCCAGAAUAUUUCGGAUGAGCAGAGUAAUGAUGGUUUUAGCUGGAAGGAUCUUCUGCGAAUAAAAAGUGCCCAUAAACUUUUGUACGCCCUGGAAAUUAUUGAAGCUUUGGGAAAGCCCAACAGGAGAAUAAGACGUGAAUCUACGGGAAGUUAUAGCGAUCUUUACCCAGACUCAGAUGAUUCAAGUGAAGAUCAAAUAGAAAAUAGUAAAAACACAUGGAGCUGCAAGUUUGUUGCUGCUGGAGGGCUCCAACAGUUACUAGAAAUUUUCAAUUCUGGAAUCUUGGAGCCUAAAGAACAGGAAUCAUGGACAGUGUGGCAGCUAGACUGUCUUGCUUGCUUGCUGAAGCUGAUCUGCCAGUUCGCGGUUGAUCCUUCAGAUCUGGAUUUAGCUUACCAUGAUGUCUUUGCCUGGUCGGGUGUAGCGGAGAGUCACAGAAAAAGAACGUGGCCAGGCAAAUCAAGGAAGACUGCAAGUGACCAUACGAAGGGCCUUCAUAUACCUCGUUUAACAGAGGUGUUUCUUGUACUUGUCCAGGGAACCAGUUUGAUUCAGCGACUUAUGUCAGUUGCUUAUACAUAUGACAACUUGGCACCUAGGGUGUUGAAAGCUCAGUCUGAUCACAGAUCAAGACAUGAAGUAACUCAUUAUUCAAUGUGGCUCCUGGUGAGUUGGGCUCACUGCUGUUCCCUGGUGAAAUCCAGUCUCGCGGACAGUGAUCAUUUGCAAGACUGGCUAAAGAAACUUACCCUUCUUAUUCCAGAGACUGCCGUUCGCCAUGAAUCUUGCAAUGGUUUAUACAAGUUAUCUCUUUCUGGUCUGGAUGGGGGAGACUCAAUUAACCGAUCCUUUCUGCUGCUGGCUGCCUCAACGUUAUUAAAAUUUCUUCCUGAUGCUCAGGCUCUGAAACCAAUCCGAAUAGAGGAUUAUGAAGAAGAAACAGUGCUGCGACCGGGUUGUAAGGAAUAUUUUUGGCUGCUGUGCAAACUGAUUGAUAACAUACAUGUCAAAGAUGCAAGUCAAACCACGCUGCUUGAUUUAGAUGCACUAGCAAGACAUCUUGCUGACUGCAUUCGGAGCAGAGAAAUCCUUGACCAUCAAGAUGGUAAUAUAGAAGACGAUGGACUUACAGGACUGCUUCGUCUUGCAACAAGUGUUAUUAAGCACAAACCACCCUUUAAAUUUUCUCGCGAAGGCCAGGAGUUUCUGAGAGAUAUCUUCAAUCUUCUGUUCUUGCUGCCAAGUUUGAAAGAUAGACAACAGCCAAAAUGCAAGUCACAUUCUUCAAGGGCUGCUGCUUAUGACUUGUUGGUAGAAAUGGUAAAGGGGUCCGUGGAAAACUACAGGCUGCUCCACAACUGGGUUAUGGCACAACAUAUGCAGUCUUCCCAUGCACCUUACAAGUGGGAUUAUUGGCCACAUGAUGAUGUGCGUGCUGAAUGCAGAUUUGUGGGUCUAACUAAUCUUGGAGCAACAUGUUACUUAGCAUCCACUAUUCAGCAACUGUACAUGAUACCGGAGGCCAGACAAGCAAUCUUUACUGCAAAGUAUUCAGAAGAUAUGAAACACAAGACCACUCUACUAGAACUCCAGAAGAUGUUUACAUACUUAAUGGAAAGUGAAUGUAAGGCAUACAAUCCAAGACCUUUCUGUAAAACCUAUACCAUGGAUAAGCAGCCACUGAACACUGGAGAGCAGAAAGAUAUGACUGAAUUCUUCACUGACCUAAUAACAAAAAUAGAAGAAAUGUCUCCAGAACUGAAAAAUACCGUGAAAAGUUUGUUUGGAGGUGUUAUCACAAAUAAUGUUGUUUCUUUGGACUGUGAGCAUGUAAGUCAGACUGCUGAAGAGUUCUAUACAGUAAGAUGCCAGGUGGCAGAUAUGAAGAAUAUUUAUGAAUCUCUUGAUGAAGUAACUAUUAAAGAUACCUUGGAAGGUGACAACAUGUAUACGUGUUCUCAUUGUGGGAAGAAAGUGCGGGCUGAAAAAAGGGCAUGUUUUAAGAAACUACCUCGUAUCUUAAGCUUCAACACAAUGAGAUAUACAUUUAAUAUGGUAACCAUGAUGAAGGAGAAAGUCAAUACACAUUUUUCAUUCCCUUUACGUUUGGAUAUGACACCUUACACUGAAGAUUUCCUCAUGGGAAAAAAUGACAGAAAAGAGGGUUUUAAGGAAGAUGGUGACUAUUUGAAAGAAACUGAAAGUUAUGAAUAUGAUCUGAUAGGCGUAACGGUUCAUACAGGAACAGCAGAUGGUGGACAUUACUACAGUUUUAUCAGAGAUAUAGUCAAUCCCCAUGCGUACAAAAACAACAAAUGGUAUCUUUUCAAUGAUGCUGAAGUAAAACCAUUUGAUUCUGCCCAGCUUGCCUCAGAAUGUUUUGGUGGAGAAAUGACU